CUCACUUCAAUGGGUGAAUCGCAACGGUUGACUUUGAAAAAUGCUGGCCUUCAGAGAAGAUUACAAUGAUAAGGAAUGGCCUGAUAACUUUAUAAACAAUUGGAGGAAGCCAGAUGAAGAAAAUCAUUCAAACCUCCUUCAUCUCCACGAAUUCGUAAAAGGUUUGACCAUAAAAGGAAAAUAUUUGGAAAUUGGAAGUGGUCCAUCCCCUAUUGGAAUUUUUUCGGCUAGCACAAAAUUUGACGACAUUACCUUAUCUGAUUUUUCUGUAGCUAAUAUUGAUCGUUUGAAAAAAUGGAAGAGUGGAGGAAAUCUCAGCAACAUCAUGACUCUGAUUGAGUAUGUGGCCAAGUUGGAAGGACGUGAUGUUAAUCAGCUGAUGACUAUUUCUCUGAGCAGAGUGAAGAACAUUAGACACGCUGACUUGCUCAAUGACGAAAUAUUACCCAAAGACGACAAUAAAUACAGUGCAAUAUCUAUGAACUUUGUACUUCUUUGUGCUUGUAAAACUAAGGAAGAUCUGUUCAAAGCAUUCACAAAGCUGUACAACAAGCUGACUCCAGGUGGAAGAUUAUUUGAUUUCGGAGCCCUGAAUACAAACAAUUACAAUGUUGGAGGAAGAUUGUUUUCACACUGUGAAAUCGAUUUGGAAACGCUGGUAGUAUUGGCGGAGAGAGCUGGCUUCAAAGUAUUAAAGCAAGAGAAGCUAAAUAUGAAUACACCAUGCUACUGUAUUGUUGCCAGUCGUUGA
Molecule: messenger RNA, 751 nt
Organism: Dimorphilus gyrociliatus
Lineage: Eukaryota; Metazoa; Annelida; Polychaeta; Dinophilidae
Source: the annotation of a GenBank genome assembly